CGCGGGCCCCACUGCGCAGGCGCCCGCCCGGCGUGGGCGCCGGCGUGGUCCCCAUGGAGUUACCUUAGCGGAGCCCGCAGCUCCGGGAGCAGCGGGGAUGAGCGGCGCGGAGGCCGACCGCUGGGCGUGGCUGCUGGUGCUCAGCUUCGUGUUCGGGUGCAACGUCCUCAGGAUCCUCCUCCCUUCCUUCUCCUCCUUCAUGUCCAGGCUGCUGCAGAAGGAUGCCGAGCAGGAGGCACAGAUGAGAGCAGAGAUCCAGGACAUGAAGCAGGAGCUUUCCACUGUCAACAUGAUGGAUGAAUUCGCCAGAUACGCCAGGCUAGAGAGGAAGAUCAACAAGAUGACGGAUAAGCUUAAAACUCACGUGAAAGCUCGGACAGCACAAUUGGCCAAGAUAAAAUGGGUUAUAAGUGUUGCCUUCUAUAUAUUGCAAGCUGCCCUCAUGGUGUCGCUCAUCUGGAAGUAUUAUUCUGUCCCCGUGGCUGUGGUGCCAAGCAAAUGGAUAACUCCACUAGACCGCCUGGUAGCAUUUCCUACUAGGGUAGCAGGUGGUGUGGGAAUUACCUGUUGGAUUUUAGUCUGUAACAAGGUCGUGGCGAUUGUGCUUCAUCCUUUCAGCUGAAAGAAGACGAUUGUGGCUACGGCAUUUUAAAGAAUGGAUUUUCACUUAGUAGGUUAAAAAUCCAAUUUAUACUUUUUUUUUUCUUUUUUAAGGAAACAAAAGCACACGUUAGUUUUUUUUGUUUUUGUUGUUGAAUGCAUUUGUUCUUGGAUUUUAUGUGAGAUACGAGAGUAAUUAUUUUGUGACUUGUCACUGCACCGGAAAGCCGGUCUCACGUGUGUGUCCUGGCAAGGCCCAGAUUUGUUACCAGAAGUGGCCUGGGCAUCCACGUUCCUUGGGGUGUGUGCACUGUGGGCAUAUUUUAAAGGUCACAUUGCCAACCGGAAGGUCAAAAUUUUCUAAUGUAAUUACUUUAAAGACUUUGCACUAUUUUUGAUCCAGAUUAGAAAACAAUUUAAUUUUACUAUCACUACUAGAAUUUGAAAUCUCCUGUAGUACUACUAAAAGAGUAACACUAAUUGACAUUAUUUGUGUGUUUUUCUUUCUCUGUUUAAAAUAUCAUUCGUUGGGCAAGCCUUCCUAUAGUAUUAUUUACUUAUUUGAAGUUAUCUUUUUGUUACUGUGUUUUGUAAAUGUGUUCAUGAGAUCAUAAUGCAUUGUUUUAUGCUCACAUUGUGUGUUUUAUAUUUAAAACAUUUCAGAUGAAGUGUGUUUUAUAAGCAUUUAAUAUUUAUGUUCUGUAGAAUGGAACAAAUUUAAAAACAAACUAGGAAUUCUGAAUAAAUUGAGUGGAUACAUCUUUUAAAACACUUUUUUUUUUUUUUACCAUUGUGUUGCUCUUCUUUUUGAAUUAUAAUUGAUGUAAAACAUUAUAUUAGUUUCAAGAGUACAACAUAGUGAUUUGAUAUUUGUAUUCACUGUGAAACGGUCACCAUAGUAAGUCUAGUUUCUCCAUGUAAAACACUUUUUAUAUUAAAAUUUUUGCAAGGGCUUGUGUGACUUUUCCUUCCUUAGAGCCACUUACUUGCUGUGACAAGUUUGUAACUGUGACAAGUGACUGAGGACGUUAACCUGUUAACUCGGGGGCCAUAGACCUGUGAAGCUAAACUCCUAUCACUGGUUUUUAAGAAGUCUUAUUUGUAUUGUUGAGUUCCCUGAUGAUCUAAUAAGGAGCUCAUUGUUACUUCCAUGAAUUGUACCAGGAAAACACAGUGCCGGGGUGGCUUAGUUAAUCAUUUCCAGAGGGGAGUCGGUUCAUCAUUCAGAUGUCUCCAGCCCCAGGUUGACUUAAGCUUUAAGAAAGGACGUGGAGCAGGGAUCACGGGAGCAUUUAUAGCAGAAGCAUCAGAGGGCGUCCUUCGGCCACAGAGGAUGGGAAGCCCCCCUUAUGAGGCCAAGAGAGCAGCACAAGGGGCUUGGGCGCUCGACACCAUGUGUCUCGUCUCCCCUGCCCCCCACAGAGCGAGCUGCCCCCCUAAAGGGCAGGUCGUGUGGUGAGCAAUCAGUGGCUACGCACAGCGUGCCCGGGGACACCCUUGGAUCGCUAAUCCAUGUACAGUCUCCCUGACGAGACCCUCCUCUGUCUCCUAAAGAUAUGUUCUUUCAGUUCCUAUUUGAGAAUUCUGAUGAAUCUCACUAAGGCUAGAGGAAAAAAUGUACAGCUGUACGUGAGCAGUAGCAGUUUUUGAAGAUUACGUAAGGGACACGUAAGCAUCCUUCUUGUUUUACAUCAUUGUGGUUUUUCGGAAAUAGUAGUUGUUUUUAAAUAAUAAACAUGGUACUGGAUUUAAAAGCUACAGAAAAGGAUUCAAUGGAAACUAGAUAUUUUGGCCCCCAACUAUCCUAUCACCCCUGUCUCCUAUUACCAGUUUCUUAUAAUUCUUCCAAUGAUAUUCCAUAUGUAUGUGAAUAGUGUGCAUUUUUAAAUAAAUUUUUUUAAAAUUAUGAAAUAAAUACCCAAAAAAUUAGUAA
Canis lupus familiaris (dog) is the source of this 2533-nucleotide messenger RNA. It is a transcript of the gene GET1, whose product is annotated as guided entry of tail-anchored proteins factor 1. The coding region runs from base 98 to 622 and encodes 174 amino acids. NCBI's taxonomy places the organism in Eukaryota, Metazoa, Chordata, Mammalia, Carnivora, Canidae. Gene Ontology annotation, biological process: tail-anchored membrane protein insertion into ER membrane. The transcript has 5 exons. The record is from RefSeq and is a predicted model, not a curated record.